CUCCUACCUGUAGAGCAAACUGACUCUCCGAUUCAGUUCCUCGGGAUCGAGCUCCUGUCAGGAUGUCCAGCAUUGCUAAUGAACUGGCCAAGAGGCAGGAUAAAAAGGAAGGUUUGGGCAGCAACGAUAAUGCCAUUCCCUUCAACAACCAGGACUACCUGAGUCUGCGGCGAGAGUGCCUACAGCGCAAGACCCUCUUCUGCGACCCCACCUUCCCUGCAGACUCAUCAUCCCUCGGCUACAACCAACUGGGCCGCUACUCCUCCAAGACUGCGGGGGUGGUGUGGAAAAGACCCACGGAACUGUGCUCAAACCCUGAGUUCAUCUCCAAUGGAGCUACCAGGAUGGACAUCCGUCAGGGAGCUUUAGGUGACUGCUGGCUACUGGCAGCAAUCGCUUCUCUGACUCUGGACACAGAUAUUUUAGCUCGCGUGGUUCCGCCUGCGCAGAGUUUUAAAGAGGACUACGCCGGAAUCUUCCACUUUCAGUUGUGGCAGUAUGGCGAGUGGAUCGACGUUGUCAUUGAUGACCGGUUACCUACCAAAAAUGGGGAGCUGCUGUUUGUCCACUCUGAGGAAGGGAGCGAGUUCUGGAGCGCCCUGCUGGAGAAGGCCUAUGCUAAGUUGAACAGCUCCUAUGAGGCUCUGUCUGGAGGUUCCACCACCGAGGGCUUUGUGGACUUCACUGGUGGCAUCGCUGAGAGUUAUGAGUUGAGGAAAGCUCCGCCAACCCUCUUCAACAUCAUUAAAAAAGCACUGAGCCGGGGCUCCAUGCUGGGCUGCUCCAUAGAUAUCGCCAACUCUUACGAAAGUGAAGCCAUGACCAGACAGAAGCUGGUGAAGGGACACGCCUACUCCCUCACAGCAGCAGUAGAGGUCCAUGUUUCCGGAAGACCAGUUCAGCUGGUUCGGCUCAGGAACCCGUGGGGGCAGGUGGAGUGGACCGGUGCCUGGAGUGAUGACUCCAAAGAGUGGGACCGGGUGCUGCCAGAGGAAAAGGCCAAACUGGAUUACUCUGCUGAUGAUGGAGAGUUCUGGAUGGAGUAUUCUGAUUUUCUUAAUCAGUACUCCAAGAUAGAGAUCUGUAACCUGACUCCGGACACUCUGAGCAGCGAGGGGGUGUGCCGCUGGAGUUGUUACCAGUUUGAGGGCUCCUGGAAAGUGGGCUCGACAGCUGGUGGCUGCAGGAAUAACCCAGCAACAUUCUGCUCGAACCCUCAGUUUGUAAUAAAGCUGGAGGAAGUUGAUGAUGACCCUCAUGAUGGAGUAGACGGCUGUUCCUUCCUGGUUGGACUGAUGCAGAGAGACGGGCGUAAGGAAAGGCAGUUUGGACGGGACCUCAACACCGUUGGAUUUGCAAUCUACAUGGUUCCAGACGAGUUUCGAGGUCAAAACAACAUUCACCUAGGCCCUGAUGUGUUGCUGCGUCAGAGAGCUAUCGCCAUGAGCGACACCUUCAUAAACCUGCGUGAGGUGUGCUCCCGCUUCAAACUGCCCCCUGGGGAAUACGUCAUUAUCCCCUCCACCUUCGAGCCGCAUCGCAAGGGCAACUUCAUCCUGCGUGUGUUUGCUGAGAAGCAUGCUGAAGCUGGCCAUAUGGAGUCAGAGAUCCGUGCAGAUAUUAAAGAGGUGGAUAUCUCUGAGAAAGAUGUGGACCCACACUUCAAGCACCUCUUCAAGCAGAUUGCUGGGAAUGAUUCUGAAAUUUCAGCAGCCGAGCUUCAGAAGAUUCUGGACAGAAUUGUGUCUGAGCGAACCGACCUGAAGACAGAUGGCUUCAGUUUGGAGACUUGCCGCCACAUCAUCAGCCUGCUGGAUAAAGAUGGCAAUGGAACACUCGGGUUAAUGGAGUUUCAUACUCUCUGGGUGAAGCUGCAGAAAUACCUGGAGAUCUUUAAGAACCGUGAUCUAGACAACUCUGGAACCAUCAGCUCCCAUGAGAUCAGAGAAGCUCUGAGUGAAGCAGGCUUCCAGAUGAACACCUCAGUGCUGCAGGUGAUUAUCGCACGCUAUGCUGACCAGGAGAGUGCCAUUGACUUCGACUGCUUUGUGGGCUGCCUGAUCCGUAUAGAGAUGCUCUUCCAAAUGUUCAAGAAGUUUGACAAGAACAACACAGGGAAGAUUGAGCUGGAUAUUAUGCAGUGGUUCUGCUUGACACUGAGCUGAAUGUUCAGAGAGCUUUGCUGCAGACUGAUGAUGCUCCUCCCAGAACCACUGAAGAAGAUUAAGCUCACCCAGGAGUGAAUUGAACGGAGUAGUAGCCAUAAAAUAUAUUGUAUUUUUAAACAGAUUAAUGAAAAUUGUUUAUUUCUUUACAACAGUCAGUUCUGAGUUUGUUUACACUGAUAAAAUAAAAUCUGCAGCAAUAAAAUCUUUUGUGAUUA
Molecule: messenger RNA, 2383 nt
Organism: Astyanax mexicanus (Mexican tetra)
Lineage: Eukaryota; Metazoa; Chordata; Actinopteri; Characiformes; Acestrorhamphidae
Gene: capn8
Product: calpain 8
Exons: 21
Coding region: 63-2165 (700 amino acids)
Biological process (GO): proteolysis
Cellular component (GO): cytoplasm
Molecular function (GO): calcium-dependent cysteine-type endopeptidase activity; calcium ion binding
Source: RefSeq, a predicted model, not a curated record